This is a messenger RNA of Poecilia reticulata (guppy), 1768 nucleotides long. RefSeq lists its product as uncharacterized. NCBI's taxonomy places the organism in Eukaryota, Metazoa, Chordata, Actinopteri, Cyprinodontiformes, Poeciliidae. Gene Ontology annotation, molecular function: NAD+ poly-ADP-ribosyltransferase activity; metal ion binding. The record is from RefSeq and is a predicted model, not a curated record. Gene Ontology annotation, cellular component: nucleus.
CUGCAGUGUAGGCCCAGCAUAGCGCUUAUGGGGAAAACGAAAGUAGCUCAAUAAAAAACCCGGCGAUGGCGUCUGCUCACGAGUCGGACGAGGAAACUUUUUCUGAAAGCGAAUCAGAAGACAGCAAUGAGUCAGACUUUGAGUCGGAGAGUGAGCAGGAGUCAGAUUCAGAGGACGACAGUCAGAUUUACACAAAGCAACCCUGCAAAUAUUACAACCGUGGCGGUUGUAAGAACGGGGCCAGCUGCUCUUACCUGCAUGUGUGCAAGUAUUUUCUAACAGGAAGUUGCCGCUACGGGUCAAGCUGUAAACUCAAUCACAGUUUGGGUGGAAGGAGGAGAUCAUCUGGGGCGUGUGCCAGCGCCGAAGACCAAUCAGCAGCAAGCAACCCCCAACUUACUGAUGGUCGACCCUACCAGUGGCAGAUAAAUGGUGGAAAUGGCUGGAAGGAUGUUGAAAAUGAUCACAUUAUUGAGGCCCAGUAUUCGCUGCCCCACACUAAAAGCAUCAAAAUAUACAACACACCAUAUGGGGCGGUGUGUAUAGACUUCAUCAAAAUAAGAGUCUAUGGGAAGAACCUGAAGGUGAGGCGCCUGGAUGACGGCAACGCCGUGUGGAACUGGUACUGCACCUUAAGUCGGAAGUGGAGGAAGUAUGGAGACAAGGACUCGAAAGGCAAUCCGGGUCCGGUAAAAAGCUCCGACAUAGAGAGGAAGUUCCAGAGCAACCCGAAAAGCUCUUUUACUUUCACGGCCGGGGUGGAGACUUUUCAGAUUAAGUUUCCAGAAAUGCGACAGGUGGGAAAAAAGAAAAACAGGAAGGUGACACGACGACCUGUGUUCAGACAGCAACAAGCGAGAGCAGGAGCCGCUCUUCUAGUCGGAUCGUUCCAGACGCUUUCUGUGGGCACCAAACCACAGUGGCAAUUCGAAGGAAAAGGCGGAAACUGGCACAGCUUCAAACACAGGUCAGGCACUUCGUCCGACUGCUCCAUAACCAGUGACGACAUCGAGAGCAAGUACCAGCUAAACCCCACCGACACCAUGAAGUUCAAAAUAAACGGACAGCCCUAUAAGCUGGAUUUUGGAGCAAUGAUUCAGAUCAACCAGACAAACAACCAUAAACGCAAGAUCAGACGAGUGCUGGUGUGAGGAACAAAGACGGAGCUACUUUUCAGAAAGCAAACAAUUGUGCAAUAUUGUCUUAGUGCAUUGAUUAAGGCUGUGUGUUUUCCAGUUACACAGCUCUCCACUGGAUCAGCAUUUAAUGAUGUUUCCAGACAUGGUGGCCUGAUGCUAUGAAAUAUCAGUGAGGUUUACAAGUGAAUACAUGAAUCCUGCCUGAGAAUCCUGCACUAAAACAAUCCAACUUGUAAUUUGCAGAGUUGAUGUUUGAAUUUUUGAUCUUAGAGUCUCAGGUUUUCUUGUCUAUUUUUUUUUUUGCAGUGUACUGAAACCAACCACAGGUUUUUCAGAAAACCAAAAAUUCUUGGUUAAAUUAGAGGACAUGGAAUGUGAUUUUAGAAUCUGUCUAUGGAAGAUACGCAGACAGAUUCACUUGAUGCAAUAAAAAAAUGUACAUUAAAUUAGAUCAAUUCUGUUGUUGCUCAUGUGUGCCAUAUGCGCUAUAUGCAAUCUUUGUCGUUUUCACCUCUUUGCAUGGUGGUUGUCUCCGUUUUCUGUCUUCUGGUGCUGAUCUGAGAAAAGCCUCUGGUGAAGAUCAUAAUCUCUUUAAGCAGAAACAGAAAUAAAUUAAAGUUUCCAAUUUC